Colletotrichum graminicola M1.001 is the source of this 3924-nucleotide messenger RNA. RefSeq lists its product as uncharacterized. The record is from RefSeq and is a predicted model, not a curated record. NCBI's taxonomy places the organism in Eukaryota, Fungi, Ascomycota, Sordariomycetes, Glomerellales, Glomerellaceae. Bases 1 to 3924 code for a protein of 1307 amino acids. Gene Ontology annotation, molecular function: double-stranded telomeric DNA binding; ATP hydrolysis activity; single-stranded telomeric DNA binding. Gene Ontology annotation, biological process: double-strand break repair; chromosome organization involved in meiotic cell cycle; telomere maintenance via recombination. Gene Ontology annotation, cellular component: Mre11 complex; condensed nuclear chromosome; nucleus. The transcript is spliced from 2 exons.
AUGUCCAAGAUCGAUAAGCUGUCCGUCCAGGGCAUCCGCUCUUUUGGCGGCAGCCGCGAAACCAUUUCAUUCUAUACCCCCCUGACUCUCAUUGUUGGGUACAACGGCUCCGGAAAGACCACUAUUAUCGAGUGUCUUAAGUACGCCACCACCGGCGAACAGCCUCCCAACAGCAAGGGCGGUGCCUUCGUUCAUGACCCCAAGUUGUGCGGUGAGAAGGAGGUUCUGGCUCAGGUCAAGCUUGCAUUCACUUCGACAGGUGGCCAUAAGUGCGUCUCUACGCGUAGUUUGCAGUUGACCGUCAAGAAGAACUCCCGAUCACUCAAGACUCUCGAAGGAUCACUGGUAUACAACAACAAUGGCGAGCGCACCGUCAUCUCGUCCAGAGUCGCCCAGAUGGAUGAGUUCAUCCCGAGAGAACUCGGUGUUUCCAGAGCCAUCCUCGACUACGUCAUCUUCUGCCACCAGGACGAGUCUCUAUGGCCCAUGAGUGAACCUGCCGCCCUGAAGAAGCAAUUCGACCAGAUCUUUGAGGCCAUGCGAUAUACCAAAGCCAUCGACAACCUCAAGGUCCUCAGAAAGAAGCAGGGCGAAGAACUGGCCAAGCUGAAAAUAUUCGAGGAACAAGACCGAAUCAACAAGGAGAAGGGCGAUCGUGCCGAGAAGCGCUCCAUGGCGUUGCAGACCGACAUCGAGGAGUCCCGGGAAAAGUGCACCGCCCUCACCCUCGAAAUGGAAGAGCUGCAGGAGCAGAUCCGCGAGAAACACGAGCAGGCCAACAGCUACCUGAAUGUCGUCAACGACCUCAAGUUCAAGAGGGAUCAGCUCGCUUAUCGCGAAGGCUCCAUUGCGGAUAUCAAAAUGACUCUCGAGGAGCUUUUCGAGGACGACGCGUACCUGGAGAAUGCGCUCGCCCAGUACGAGGAGCGCAUGGCCCGCUACGAGGAAGAAGCGAACGAAAACAAGGCCCGUUAUGCUGAGCUGCAGAAGGAUCUAACCCAGUCCCGUCGAGAGCUUUCCGCCAAGCUUGCAGAGCAGGGCAAGCAUCAGUCCGACAAGGACAAAUACGAACGCCAGCUUCAGUCCCGCAUGCAGCUGGUCCGGGACGCCGCAGGGCUUCACGGGUUCCGUGGCUAUGACGGCGACCUCAAGGAUGCUCAGAUCAAGGCCUUCAACGAGCGCAUCCAAAAGCUGCUGGCUGAGAAGAAGCGCGACCUCGAUCGGGCACAAAAAGAGAAUGCGCGCGAGCUGGAUGAGGCGACGAGCGUCAUCACCGAGCUCGAGGGUCGCAAGGCAACGACAACUCAGAACCGUGUCUUUGCCAAGCAGCGGAUGGGUGCCAUCGACAAGCGAAUCAAUGUCUUGCAGAUGGACAUCAACCGGCUGGACAUUGACGAGGGCGCCAAGGCUAUUCUCGACAGCCAGUUCGAGGAUGUUGAGAGCCGGCUGAAAAAGGCAAACGAGUCCUUGUCCAACGCCGACUACGACAACCAGCUUCAGCAGGAGAACGAGAAGCUGUGGCAGCUCGAGAGUGAGAAUGAGAAGCUUGGCCGCGAAUUGAUGGAGUGCACGCGGCUUGCGUCUGAGCGGGCGCAGUUGGAUUUGCGGAAGAAGGAACUGUCAGAUCGCAAGCGCAAACUUGAUACCCUCACCAACACAUGGAAGCCCAAGUUGGACACGCACGUUGGUACCGCAUGGCAGACAGACACCCUCGAAGCCAAGUUCCACGAGGCCUUGAAGCACCAGAACAGGAUUGUCGCCGAAGCUCGCCAGAAGCGGGAUUCGGUGAGGGACAAGCAGCAGAAGGUUGACUUUAGACUGAAGAAUGCCAAAGAUGUCGGCGCCAAAAAUUCAGACGAAGCACAGCGCUGCCGCAGUGCCGUCGUCAGUGCCUUGCAGGCGGUCCGAGACGGUGCCACCAUCGAUGACUACGAGGAAGAAGUCAAGAUGCAUGAAGAGGACGUGGAGACAUACGCCACCGAUAUCAGCCUCUUGGACGCCCUGGCAGACUACUACCGCGGCUGCCAGAAGACCCUGCUGGAGAAGAACAAGUGUCGACUUUGCGACCGCAGCUUCGAUGACAAAUCGAAUGUCGCCAAGUCUCGGUUCUCAGACAAGCUGAUCAAGUUCCUUGACCCCAACAAGAAGGAAAAGGCAGAAGAGGAUCUCGCCAACUCCACUGCCUUACUUGAUUCCCUGCGUAAGGUCAAGGCGCAGUAUGAGACAUACCAGAGACUGAUGGCAGAGCUCCCUUCUGUGAAAGAAGAGGUUGCUUCCCUCGAGUAUGAAUGCGAAACUCUGGAACGAGAGCUGGAGGAGCACGAUGCCAUCGUCGGUGCCGAGGAAGGCAAGCUGACCGAUAUUGAAUCUCUCAACAAGACCGUCAUCAGCAUUACCCAAGCCCUCAAGGACAUCAGGGACUCCGAGGCGCAGGUCGACAGAAUUAUGACUCAACAGUCGUCCGGCACGGUCAGCAGAAGCGUCGACGAGAUCCACGAGCUCCAAGCGCUUUGCAACGAGCAAAUCAGAUCGAUGAAGAACAAGAUCUCCAAGACAACGUCAGAUCGUCAACGGAUGAAGGACCAGAUCAACUCGCUCGAGCUGGAGAAGAGUGAGCUCCGAAACAACCUGAGCAAGGCCCUCAAUCAAUUGGAGCGUAAGAAGGACUUUCAAAAUCAGAUCCAGACCCUGAAGGAGGAUCAGGUCCAUCAGCGAGAUUUGAUCAUCCGAGCUGAUCAGGAAUUGGAAUCCAUCGAGCCUGAGAUCGCUGAGGCCAGAUCAGUCCGAGACGACACCUUGCAGCGUGGUCGUGCAAAGGAGCAGGCUAUUGCCGAAGAGCGAGACAAAGUUGCUGACUCGGUGACGGAGCUGAAGAUGGUCGAGAACGACAUCCAAGACUACAUUGACCGCGGCGGCCCCUCUAAUCUGGCAGCGAAUCAGCGUGCCAUCGCGAGUCUUGAGAAGUCGAUUGCUUCGCUGGACAAGGAAAUCUCGGACUUGACUGUGCGAACCAACAAGCUGAAGCAGGACAUUGACAAUGGCGACCGCAAGAAGCAGAACAUCAGCAACAACCUGAAGUACCGCCAGAAUCUGCAGCAGCUCGAGAUCCUCCGUCGAGACAUCGAGGAGCUGGAGUCCCGUGACGCCGACGAGGACUACAGGACGCUGAUCACCGAAGCGAAACAGUUGGAAAACCGCCACAAUCGACUGGUUGCCGACCGAGGCUCCAUCAUGGGUCAGAUGAAGACCAAGGACGAGGAACUCGAGCGGCUCCUACUCGAGUGGGAGCAAGAGUACAAGAGCGCUGCCAAGAAAUACCGCGAGUCGCACAUUAAGGUCGAGACGACCAAGGCAGCCAUUGAAGACCUAGGCCGAUACAUCUCGGCCCUGGACACGGCCAUCAUGCGGUAUCACAGCCUGAAGAUGGAGGAGGUCAAUCGCAUCGCUGGCGAACUGUGGCAGAGCACGUAUCAGGGCACCGACAUUGACACGAUUCUCAUCCGCUCCGACAAUGAAAACGCGACGACGGGCCGGCGCUCAUACAACUACCGCGUCUGCAUGGUCAAGCAAGACACGGAGAUGGAUAUGCGCGGCCGCUGUUCGGCAGGCCAGAAGGUGCUCGCCAGCAUCAUCAUCCGUCUCGCUCUAGCCGAGAGCUUCGGCGUCAACUGCGGCCUCAUUGCUCUCGACGAGCCGACGACCAACCUGGACAAGGACAACAUCAAGAGCCUAGCCGAGAGCCUGCACGCCAUCAUCAAGGCCCGUCAAGCCCAAAGCAACUUCCAGCUCAUCGUCAUCACCCACGACGAAGAGUUCCUGCGGCACAUGCGCUGCAACGACUUUUGCGACAGCUUCUUCCGCGUCCGGAGGGACGACAAACAGAACAGCGUUAUUACGAAAGAGAGCAUCACGAGGGUUCUGUAA